Magnolia sinica is the source of this 807-nucleotide messenger RNA. RefSeq lists its product as uncharacterized. NCBI's taxonomy places the organism in Eukaryota, Viridiplantae, Streptophyta, Magnoliopsida, Magnoliales, Magnoliaceae. The coding region runs from base 53 to 646 and encodes 197 amino acids. The record is from RefSeq and is a predicted model, not a curated record. The transcript is spliced from 5 exons.
GAUAAUUUCUCUUGUAUAAUUUCCUAAUCUAUCGUAGUUCCCUUGGAGAGAGAUGGAAGAGUCAGGAAGCGUCGCCGAAGGAGAAGAUCUACUGCAGAAAAAUCAAGGGAAGGAAGGGUCGAAGGGGAAAUCUUGCAAGGGAUGUCUCUACUACUCAUCGCUUUUAAAAUCCGACGCUCGAAAUCCGCUCUGCGUCGGCGUCAGCAGAACCCUUCAACAAGUUCCUAGCUCAAUUGUUGGAGAGUCUGAGAUUGAAGCUUCAAAAGAGGGUCGUAGCCUUUCAGACUUCAAGUAUGUUUGUGUUGGUUAUUCUGUGUUCCUAGAUGCCAAAGAUAAUCCCAAUGAGCAGCAAGAGAAUCAAGCCGAAUUGCCAUUCUGUGUUGGCAUUGAGCUUUUGCUUGACAAACGAGUUUCAAAUGCUGACCAUGUUCCUGCUCAUGCUCACAACAAGGAAGAUGGUCAUGUUUUUCAUCAGCCACGGUCCUACAAACCAACCCAUUCAAUGGGGGAGGAAUUCUUGAGCAGGUUUACUAGAAAUGCAGGUUUGGUAGCAUCAGGUGUGGCUAGGAACAUACACAAAGUUGGCAACCAUAUCAAAGACAGCCUUGAUGACAUAUUGUACCCAUACCGCAGACGGCCCAAGUAAAGUAGUAGGUUUAUAUGAUUGCAAUGGCCAAACCCAAACCAAUAAAAUGUGUAAUUUGUGGUAAAUAAAUGAUUUAGCUGACUCUUUUUUUUUUUUUCUCUCUCAAUUUAUUGGUUUGGAUUGUUGAACUGGUCAAAUAUGCUUUUGAUUCCUGCCUCUUA